AUCCAGAAGUCGUGAACCGAGCAAAACCAGUUCGAUAGGUGCCAGCCGUGGCGAACAGGUCGAGCCGGCGGCCGUCACUCCGAGAGUAUACUCCGAGAGGCAUCCUCCUCUUCCCAUUCUCGGGUUUCUGUCGCGAAUCCGUCUGUCGCACGCGACGUAUGAUAUCUCGCGCCUGCCGAGUGAGUGUCCCAAGGUCGGUCGAAGGGCGAUCUCCAGGGCUCGUGGAGUUCGCGGGGUCACAGAUGAAACGGGGAGACACCGGGCGUGGGAGACACCACUCGACAGGCUUCGACCACGUGGCCGCAGCUGUUCACCGGGGAUUCGCGAUCGAGGGUGCGAGAUCUGACUGACGCCAGGUGAUUCAGGUGAUCUCGUGGGACGCGUUCAGCGCGUGGAAUCUAAUUCGACGGUCACCUUAUCGAGGAGAGAUGAUGCAUCGCCGUGCGAUCUGACAACUUGAAGGGGUUUUAUAGCAACAUCGCAUCAGAAGCAGAAGCAACAGCAACGGUCUGUCGAGCGGUGUCAGUCAAGAUGUGCGACCGGCGGAAACAGGCCUGGGCCACCGUUAUCAUUGGCAACGUGUUGAUCUACACCGUUGUUAUCGCCAGCCCGAUCUAUGUUCCUCAAUUUCAACCAGGAAGCACGGGAAGAAACAUCAGACACUUGCCCUGCGUGUCACGCAGAAGCGGUGAGACCGGUGUGUGCAUGUUCGCGUUUACCUGUGCGAAGGCUAAUGGCACGCAUCUUGGCACCUGCAUCGACCGCUUCUACUUCGGUAGCUGCUGCAAGAUUGACGACGAGCCGGACAUUUUUCCGCAGGACAACAGUAUCGACGACGGUCCGUCGCCACUGAGGCCGUUCGUCACGACCCACAGGCCUAUCGGGAGUAGCGGCAUACCGGAGUACUUCACGAGGACCAAGCCGACCGAUGAAAAGAAACCAGUCGAGGCUUCGCAAAUCACGACAACAUCCGCGUUCAUGAAUACGCAAAGCACGCAAACUUCAGCAAAUACGAUGAGAGACACCACGAAGUUCGUGACAAAGAAGCCAACGAUCACGACGAUAGAAAUGACUACGCAGACUACUCGCCUUUCAACAUUCCAAACCGUGCAAAACGCCAGACCCAGCACGGAAGCCACGUUAUUGAAGAAAACCAACAGUACUGUAAAUAUUACAUCGAGUGUAUCACCAGGUACAACGAGACAACCUACGAAACCGUCCACCUUGGCCACCACCCUGCAGUCUAGCGCCGUGAAUGCAACGAAACCGACGACCCUCACGACAUUAUUGAAAACGACUACCAAGAAACCUGUCGUCUCCACGACAGCGCAGAGACCAACUGUGCUCACGUCCCAGAAGCCACUCUCUUCGACUACUCGCGGGCCGAUUCUACCACACGAAUCGACUACGACUACGAUAAAGAACGUUCUCGCGACUACCACGCAGAAAGUGGUGCCUUCGACAAGAUUCCCACCGAGAAAUACGACGUCGAUCAAACCGUUGACUCAGACGACCACGAGGAAACCCAGCACUAAGAGGCCUAGUAGCACCACCGUGACAUCGAAACGCCCAUUGGUGACUACGAAGAAACCCACCACAUUGACGAAGAGGCCGUCAACGUCUUCGAAACCUCUCACGAAUUCCAGCUUUGGCACCACUUUACCGGUAACGACCAAGCCUUACUCAACUUACGGGCCGUCCAGCAGCGUCGGAUCUUCCAGCACGGGCAUCAAUCGAACGACGGAGAGUACUUUAGCCUCCACUGGAAUUAGACCCUCGACUGCGACGACGGCGGUUACGAGCGCAAGUAAUCAGAAGACCACCAUUACGACCAAGAGCCCGGAUCAGAAAGUGUCUGUUACGAAAACGACGACACUGAAGACGACCCCGAAAACGACAACGAUCAGGACAACCACCGCUAGAACGACAACGGCUAAAACGACCAUCAGCAGAUCGACCACGGCUAAACCGUCAACGACCACGACGAGGUUGAAACCCACUAAGAUCGCUAAUACAACCAUCAGACCCGAAUACACCAACGUCACGACAACCACGGAGAGAACGAGGCCGUUAUCGUCAACUGUCAGUUCAACGGUUGGCGCUACGAAACCGAGACCCAGCACAAUGAAACCAACACCCUUGACGAAGGUUCCCGCGAACACGUCCAGUAUCGUGGAGGUCACCACAAGUAUCUCGAGUUCGAUAUCCACGUUUACCGUUAGGAACGAGAGCACCUCGACCCACGUACCUCCUACCAAGGGUCAGAAUGUUAAUCACACCCUCGAGGAAAUCCCGUUGACUACGUAUUCGCCAGGACUGGUGACGUGGAGCUCCAACUCCGAUGAAAUUUCUACGAAGGCGUCCAACGAAACGUCUUCGUCAACUUCAACGGUACCUACCACGUCAGAGCAAACUGAUUGGGCGCCGAUAACGACUCCGGAUGGUUGGAUAAUGAUUCAGUCGCCCACCACCGAAAAGUUACCGCAGACUCAGGAGUCGACGACCGAACCGGUUGCGGAAUCCACUAUACAGUCUUUGACUUCUGCCACACCGUUAACAGAGAGCAAUAUCCCCGUCCCCACGAAGAGACCAACGGUAAUCCCUUUGCUGUCAACGAUCGCCAGCGUUACGAUCGACGCGGAACUUCCGGUACCGAUGGACACCCUCAAUAUGUCGGACUACAAACAAGUGUGCGGGCGAAGACUGUUCCCGGAGCCCAAGAUCGUCGGUGGUGACCGAAGCUCUUUCGGGAAAUGGCCUUGGCAGAUCUCAUUACGUCAAUGGCGAUCGCAGACGUAUCUGCACAAAUGCGGCGCGGCAUUGUUGAACGAGAACUGGGCUAUUACCGCGGCGCACUGCGUCGAGAGCGUACCACCUAGCGAACUGCUGUUGAGGAUCGGCGAACACGAUUUGGCGAACGAGGACGAGCCGUACGGAUAUCAGGAGAGAAGGGUGCAAAUUGUCGCGAGCCACCCGCAAUUUGACGCGCGCACCUUCGAGUACGAUCUCGCCCUGUUACGAUUCUACGAGCCGCUUGUGCCGUUCCAACCCAACGUCCUGCCGAUUUGCUUGCCCGACGACGACGAAACCUACGUUGGCCGCACCGCCUACGUUACUGGCUGGGGCAGACUUUACGACGAGGGACCGCUACCGUCCGUGUUACAGGAGGUUGCAGUACCGGUUAUCAAUAACAGCGUGUGCGAAGCGAUGUACAGAAACGCGGGUUACAUCGAGCACAUUCCGCACAUAUUUAUCUGCGCCGGCUGGAGAAACGGCGGAUUCGACUCUUGCGAGGGUGAUAGCGGCGGUCCGAUGGUCAUCCAAAGAGCGCGAGACAAGCGAUGGAUCCUCGCCGGAAUCAUCAGCUGGGGAAUCGGUUGCGCCGCGCCCAAUCAGCCUGGCGUUUACACGCGUAUCUCGGAGUUUCGCGAUUGGAUCAACCAGAUCCUGCAAUUCUGAGCGUCUCGGCGAAAGAGCGUGCUCCGCGCUCGAAACUCGCGCUUUCGCGUCGCGCCGACUCCCACGGACGUUCGUAACGAUCGCCAAGCGG
Molecule: messenger RNA, 3550 nt
Organism: Vollenhovia emeryi
Lineage: Eukaryota; Metazoa; Arthropoda; Insecta; Hymenoptera; Formicidae
Gene: Np
Product: serine proteinase stubble
Exons: 11
Coding region: 532-3459 (975 amino acids)
Biological process (GO): proteolysis
Molecular function (GO): serine-type endopeptidase activity
Source: RefSeq, a predicted model, not a curated record